Micropterus salmoides (largemouth bass) is the source of this 2607-nucleotide messenger RNA. RefSeq names its product ubiquitin-conjugating enzyme E2 G1-like. Lineage: Eukaryota; Metazoa; Chordata; Actinopteri; Centrarchiformes; Centrarchidae. The record is from RefSeq and is a predicted model, not a curated record. Bases 130 to 639 code for a protein of 169 amino acids. The transcript is spliced from 6 exons. Gene Ontology annotation, molecular function: ubiquitin conjugating enzyme activity. Gene Ontology annotation, biological process: protein polyubiquitination; proteasome-mediated ubiquitin-dependent protein catabolic process.
AACGUUGUGUCAAAACACAGAGGGAAAUCAGCAGCAGGCAGCAGAUAUCUCACCUCGAUUUCAGCUUUAGCUCUAUUUUUCGGAAAGUAUUUAUCGACACAAAGUGUUCUCCAUUUACGUCCGCGUACCAUGACCGAACAAUCAGCAUUACUUCUUCGAAAACAACUGGCAGAGCUCAACAAGAACCCCGUGGAGGGCUUUUCAGCUGGUCUGAUAGAUGAUGAUGACAUAUAUAAAUGGGAAGUUGUGAUAAUCGGCCCACAAGAUACCCUAUUUGAAGGAGGGUUUUUUAAAGCAUACCUAACCUUUCCCUAUGAUUAUCCACUACGGCCUCCAAAGAUGAAGUUCAUCACUGAAAUCUGGCACCCAAAUGUUGCAAAGAACGGGGAUGUUUGCAUCUCAAUUCUGCAUGAGCCGGGAGAAGACAAGUUUGGCUAUGAAAAGCCUGAGGAGCGCUGGCUUCCAAUCCACACGGUAGAGACAAUCAUGAUUAGUGUUAUCUCCAUGCUGGCAGAUCCCAACAGCGACUCACCAGCUAAUGUGGAUGCCGCGAAAGAGUGGAGGGAGGACCCUAACGGUGAAUUCAAGAGGAAGGUGGCUCGCUGUGUAAGAAAAAGUCAAGAGAUGGCAUUUGAUUAGGAUUCAAUUUUAAAUUCCAGGUUAAAGGAAAUGCCUUCAGAGGGAAAAUUUCAGCAAAAGGCUUUUGCACCCCUUGUUUUGCCAGUCAAAGGAAUUGGUUGGCUUCAACCACGUUUCUGUGAACGGUUUGUCAUUUUCCGCAAGAUGAGCCAAAUUUGAGAACCCCACCAGCGAAAUUAACCCGUUUCCUACCUGGAAUUGUAUAUUUAAUGUUAUUUAUUUUGAAAAAUUAAUGAUGUAAGAUAUGUCACUACUGUAAAUUAACUUGCUUUUUUUAUCUGCUGCUGAACAGUUUCUACUUUAUACCAGGUUUCUUAUGCAAUUUAGUGGUCAAGAUUGUGUAAAACAAAACAAAAGUCCGUUGCCAUCACCUGUCCUCCCUGCUGAAUACUAACCACCUGAUUAAUGUCGGCCCAAAAAUCUGUCAAUAGAUGUGAUUAUUUUCAACACUGUCAUUGAAUCACUGUUGCCUUAUGUUGGCUUCACCUCCUCACAGUCUGCUUGUUGUUUAGAAGGUCAGGUUGAGAACUUUUGGAGGGACUUUCAUGCGGUCUUUUAUUUUUCUGAGAAACAGCCUCUAUUUUCUUCUUAUGCUAGUGUAUGUCCAAUAGGUAUAAAACCAUGACUCUCAAACCUGCAUGAUUCCCUCAAACAGUUCUGUUAUGUAUUGUUGCUAGCUGUAGAUUUUAAUGGAAUGUUUUACUCAGUGAUUUGAGAGUUAUUGUUUUAUAAUAUAUUGACUUGCACGGGCAUAACUAACGGUAACAGAAGGUUUGUGCCAACUUCUCAGGAGCAAAAUUCAUUAGGGUGUCUAUUAGCAAUCAGUAAGAUAAACCUCUAAUAUUCCUGACCAUUUCCCUUAACACAUGGCCCUUAUGGUUAAAGAGGUAGGCUAAUGUCUUUUCACAAUGUCAUUAUAAAUCAUGGACAACCAAAUACAGUCUGUGAAAGUAGCUUAAGCUGUGAUUAUUUUGCGUGUGUACUGGUUAACUGGCAUCUGAGCUUACCUCAAUUUGAAAAGAUAAAGAAAGUAAACGAGGAUUUUUUUUUAAAUUUAUCUUUUUUUUUUUUUAAAGUUGACAAGGAUUAUGGUUGUUUGAGUUAUUAUUCUAUUAACAUGAGGAAUAUUAGGGGCUCCGUAGUAGAUUUAGGCUUGUCAUUCUUGCUUUGUUUGUCGUGGCACAUUCGGCUUUGGUGCAAUGUGUGGGUAAAUGAUGUUAAGUCUCUCGUGGGUUUAGACUCUGGGGAUUUGAGUAAUGCUCUUUAAUUCUACCAACAUCUUGAGUUGUGAUUGAUGCAUACUUAGAUAAUAUUUAUCACCUUUACUUAAUCACUGAAUUUGGGUUGUAAUUCUUGAUAGAGACUUGAAGUUAACACACCACUUGGUAAAGUAUAAAGAAGUGUUCUAAAGGGAAAUGAACACAAUCCUGCAUCUAGGUUUUAUUGUUUAAGGAGCUUAACACAGCCGUGUUUUGGGAGGAGUCUGGAAACCACUGGCUUUUCACUUUCAUUGAUGGUGUUGCUGAUUAGUAAGCCAUGACGACAUCUAUUUGAAAUGAUGUUAUACAUGAUUGAUCUGUGACUGACAAAUAGCUAACCAUCUUUUGGCGCAUGCAAUCAGGUUUGAAGGAGUUUUGGGUAUGUUUAAAUAUAAUACCAUUGUUAGUACAUUCUGGGUGAAUGUGAUGUGUACAGUUGGUAGAUUUCUGUAGACUUGAUGAUCACAUAACUGCUGACAUUACCUUUUUGAGUCAGAAUUUUCUAACCUACCAUGACCUCCUCUGACCGGUGUUCACUGUAUUUGCACAGAUUCGGUGCGUUUGAAAUGUCAUUAAGCAAUACGCUCUGAAAAUGGUGUGUCCAGGUAUUCCACCCUAAUGCCAUUAUUUGUUUUGGGGUUUUUUUCUUUUCAUUUUGUGUCAAUGCAAUGUAUAUUGGACAUGAUGCUCAAUAAAGUGUGUAAACAGA